This is a messenger RNA of Dunckerocampus dactyliophorus (ringed pipefish), 7915 nucleotides long. Its product is annotated as neurexin-2-like. NCBI's taxonomy places the organism in Eukaryota, Metazoa, Chordata, Actinopteri, Syngnathiformes, Syngnathidae. The transcript is spliced from 6 exons. The coding region runs from base 4156 to 6129 and encodes 657 amino acids. The record is from RefSeq and is a predicted model, not a curated record.
ACAAAACCCACACAUGCACGGGGAGAACAUGCAAAUUGAAGAUUCGAAGAUUCAAACCCGAUCUUCCCGAUCUCCCGACUGUGUGGCCAACAUGCUAACCACUAGGCCACCGUGCAGCCCGAAACGAGAAAUAUCGUCAAUAAUCUGGAGUAAACGAGGCCGUUAAACAGUUCAAAGUGUCAUGCUUAGGUCAUGCAUGCAAAGUUAUAAACCAUUUCAAAAUACACCAGCAUUGUUUUGCGACUCACUAAAGCCAGUCUUUCUUAGAAGUAAUGUUAAAGUAUCUUCUUAUCUCGUUCUUGUGGACCCAACAACGUGUAUCAUCUCGUCCCAUGAGCUGAGUGUAUCGUGCCGACCCUAGUAGGCAGUGUAAAAGUGUAUUCCUUGUCUGACUUCAGUGUUGGUGCAUGAUGAGGACACAAGGGUGUCACUUCAUGUUGACAGACUACCUCUCCGCUGGGAUGUUUUCACCUGGUGUGUGUUUGUGUGUCUGUGUGAUAAUUCAUAAUUCUAUCCUUUAUAGAGUCUAUCCUCUCUGCUGCCAUAGAAGAUGACAUAUGCUGGCUUUUUUCUGUUUUUGGGCAAUUUUUCUCUGUGUUGCUCUUCCUCCCCGAGUCUUAGCUUAGAUCUCUAUCAGCCAUGAUUCAUCUGAUACACAAUCUCACUCCAUCUCUGCUCUGCUCCGCUCCAACACACAUGCAGACACACACUCACACAAGCAUACACACAGCACUCCCGCAAGCUCCACUUUCAGUCCCAUAUCUAAUCAUUUAUACAUCCACAUUCUACACCGUGUGCAUCUUCCUCCUCGUUAUAUGGUUUCACCGUGACUUUUCUUUUCUGUUAUUUUAUUGUCUUUGUAUCGCCCCAUGUCACUGUUGCUCAUUAACUUAAAAUGAUUAAUAAUGUAUUAUUACACAGGACAAAUGUACUGCAUGCCAGCACUCCCAAAUAAGUGCACAGUGUCUAAUGACAUCCAAUAAUAAUAACUGGUGGUGUGGUCAGAUGUUACAGUAAUGUGGUUAUAGCAAUAUAUGAAAAGCACAAUAUCACGCCACAGACGAGAGAUGAAUAGCGUGGCGUGUCGGAUGAGUGUGGGUGACAUGUGCAGUGUGUUUUUACCACGUCCAACGGGAAUGGCAACAAAAUCUUCAACGCCAUUCUGGAAAGUUCUAGGUAGUUUCUUUUCAUUUCCGAAAAGACGAAACAACCAACUUAUCCCCCGCACACAACAAACAUGUAUGUGGUUUGGCUCAAUGGCAUGGAAGCAACGAGCAUGAGCAACAUGAUCGCGUGCGCCCAGCUUUGACCCUGAUGUGACGUCAGAAUAAAAUUCAUUUCUUUGUGUAUUAUACACAAUUAGAAUUUUUUUUACAUGCAAUUUGUUGUAGUUAUUGACAAACUAUUUACUCAAAAAAAUGUGAGUAUCUUUUAAUUGUAUUUAUUUAUUUAUUUGCUUCUGAAGUUUUUCUGCAGCCCAGUUCGGCCCCGCCCACGUCGACCCCUAUAUCUUCAAAGUGUUACAAUCAUUAGACAAAUUGUCAAAUACUUAUGGACAGUUAGAUGCUAAGGCUCACACAUGUCCCUGCAAAGAUGUUUUGCUUGAUGGCGGCCAUGUUUUGCAACCAAUCUUGCUCACAUUUUACAGACAAGUUCUUGUCAGUCCCCUAAAGGUGUGUGCCAAAUUUGGUGGAGAUUCGGCUAAACACCCUAAACUUACUGUGGGUGUUUUGUAGCGCAGCACAUUGAUCUGUGGGAUACAUUUCAAGGUGAUUUAUGGGGGUCAAACUUUGGGGUUUAAAAACGCCACUAUGCGGCGUAUUUGUCAGAAACAAUAAAAACACAGGGUAGUAGUAGUAGGGGUGCAUGUUUUGAUGAAGCUUCAACCUUCUGUAUGCGGCACUCCAGGAGUAGAAUACUUACUAUUUUUGUACAAUUUUUUUUUCCACAUGACUAAAACAGAUAACCAAAAUACAGUACAACCUCGGUUAACAGCAUUAAUCCAUCCCAGGUCAGAUGAAACCCACAAUGUACCCUAACUGAAUCACCUUUUCGCAUAAGAAAUAAUGCAAGUCGAAUGAAUCACAUCUAAUUAACACACAAAAAUGUUGACACAAAACGCUAUUUAUCUUAAACAAUUAGUUUUACAUGCAGAAAACCAUUCAAAAUGCAUAUAAAUGACGAAUGAAAGGGAUAAAUGAACACUGAACAUCACUUUUACCUUGAUUGAGGACUUCAUUGUUGACAAAGAUGGCGAUGACGAGCAGCGAGGGAGGAGGAGAAGAGAGCUCCACAUGGAUUACACCGUCAUACUUUGCUAUGAGUUAUUUUUUGGAUUCAGUAAUGUUUCUCACCCUCGUCAUCUAAAUGCUGGCACUCCCUUGUGGGUUAUUUUGCAGCCGUUUUCAAUAAAAAACUUGAGAGAGACUUGUGCCGUAACUGCUUUGGCAAACUCCAAAGUCAACCACUGAUGAUCAGACAGGCAACGGAGCGAGGGGACAAUAACUUCUGGUUCCCGUUUCCAUUUUGAGAGCAUGCUAACAGGCUUCAAACAGGCACGUUUUGUAAUAAUAAGUUACAAACACAGUGUGUUAAUAACACGACAAGGCGUGUGCCAUAUUGGCUGAGGCAAAAUGUUUGCAGAAAUUUUCAACAUAAACAGAAAAAUACGCUAACCGGGGCGUACGCAUCUAGUAUUUUGGUUACCUGAGUUAGCCACAUCAGAAACAGCUCUCAGUAUGAUGCAAACAGCCAUAAUAAUACAUGUAUUGUUAAAUGAAUACCACUCUCUCAAAACAGAGCAUUCUUAUUUUUUAUAAAGGCAAAGGUGUACCUAAUGGUGCAGCGUGUUUUGUUUUAAAGAAAGCAUCUUUUCAUGUGUGUUUUCAUGUGCACAGUGAGCCUCACACAUUGUUGUGCCUCCCAUCUUCCUGUUACAUUCCAAUUCUUCCAAUUGUACUCCCUCCCUCCCGCUCUCUCUUACCUCUCAUGCCGCUCUAACCACACGCACACACACACACACACACAAACACACACUCCGCUAUGCCUCACAGUCAUCGCUGUGUUUUCAAAGGCUCUGAGUGUGUCCACACCUCCUGUCUUCUACCUUUCUUGCCCUGGUGCUGAGGAGCCGCCCGCAAAUCACCCGUCGAGGGGAGAGGCAGCUGAGCUGAUCAGAGGAGGGGGGAAUUUAAAAAGAGAGAGAGGGAAAAAAAAAAAAAAGGAGACGGGAGAAGCACGCGGGCAGGAGGAAGGAUGCUCUCCCUGCUGCAGCUUUUGAUUCGAUUAGCAUGAAUUUCACAGCAAAUGCAGCAGUUGCCGCAGCUCGCCUCGGAGCUCCAGCGAGAGGACCAGCAGCCUCCGCUCGUCUGGAGGGCUGAAGCAGUAGGAGGGCACAAACAAGAGGAAUUACACCCUCAGCCAGUGGAAGGACGGAGCUUCGUCCCAAGUCUCAGGAUUGUUGCUCUGGUGAUGCUUUAAUCCGCUUCUUUUUUUUUGGUACUGCUGAGCGUUCCAUUACUAAUAUUGAUUUAUUUGUCUUGGGGGGGGGGAAAGGACCGCACACGGAGGUAGCCAACCAUUUUGUCCUGCUUUUGUUGAAUUUAUUUAUCUCACUGCUAAAGCCCGGACUGCUUCUCAGCUUCAUUUGGAUGUCUUGCUGGUUCUCUUCACCUCUGCCGUUGCAGCCUGGCAGUCCAGUGUGUUCUGCCAUCAUCCAGCUCUUCGUUCAUUCACCUGCAAACAAAAAGUUCUAACAGGAUGGCUGGAGUGUUUCUCCUCAUCACAGAGGCUUGAGUCGUGGGAGGAGGAGACACAUCAAAUCCGUAGCCAAAUAAUUGACCCCAUGUAGGCAAGAUCUUUGGGGAAGGGGAUAAAAUGGAGUUAAAUCAUUGCUAAGAAAAGGUGGGAUUUUAUUUGAAAGUUCAUCAGAAGGCGACUUGCUUUGGUUCUCGAGGAUACAACAUUUGGAUACCAAUACAAGACUGUCGCAGGAUUUGGAGGUUCUUUUUUUUUCAGGAAGGAUUUUUUUUUUUUUUUCACAUAAUUUUUGUUGGAUCCUUUUCAUUUCCUUGGUUGUCAAUCAGUAUUUUAUUUUUAUUCCCCUCCCUGCUUGGGCUUAAGAGCAGGGGAUGAUGGGCACUGGAUUCCUUUGAGAUGUUCUUUCCCAGUUUGUGUCGUCAACGAGGGAGGGGCCUCCUCUUCUUCACAGGCCCCGCCCUCAUGGAGCAGGAGAUGGAAGUGGAGGUGGACGGAGGGCUCCUGGUGGUGGCCAGGCCCGUGGCAGCUUCGCCCGUGGUCUGGGCCAGUCCGGCAUUCCUGCUGCGGCUGGUACUCUCGCUGGCCCUUCUGGUGCUCCCGUGCCCAGCCGUGGCCGCAAGAGUCUCCUCGUCCCUCAGCACCACCCACCAUGUCCACCACUUCCACAACAAGCAUGGCACUGUGCCCAUUGCCAUCAACCGGAUGCCCUUUCUGACACGUGGGGGCCAUGCUGGGACAACAUACAUCUUCGGCAGAGGCGGAGCCCUCAUCACGUACACGUGGCCGCCCAACGACCGGCCGAGCACGCGGGCAGACCGGCUGGCGGUGGGCUUCAGCACGCAGCUGAAGGAGGCCAUCUUGGUCAGGGUGGAGAGCGCCAAAGGACUGGGCGACUACCUGGAGCUGCACAUAGAGAGGGGAAGGAUCGGUGUCAUCUUCAAUGUGGGAACGGACGACAUCACCAUCGAGGAGAGCGCGGUGAUGGUGAGCGACGGCAAAUACCACGUGGUGCGAUUUACACGCAGUGGCGGCAAUGCCACGCUGCAGGUGGACAACCAACCCGUCAUUGAGCGGUUCCCCUCAGGCCGCCAGCUGACCAUCUUCAACAGCCAGGCAUUCAUCAAAAUCGGGGGUGGGGAGAAGGGGCGCCAUUUCCAGGGCCAGGUCUCGGGCCUGUAUUACAAUGGCCUGCAGGUGCUCAAGCUGGCCUCCGAGGGCGACCCCAAUGUGCAGACACAGGGAAACCUGCGGCUGGUGGGUGACGUGCCCUCGGUGCUCGCCACCGACACCACCUCCACCACCCCACUGGCUGACAUGUCCACCACCAUCAUGGAGACCACCACCACCAUGGCCACCACCACCACCCGCAAACAGCGCUCGCCCACCAUCAGGGACAGUGUCACGCAGAAUGCGGAUGAAAUUUUGGUAGCAUCCGCCGAAUGUCCAAGUGAUGAUGAAGACUUGGAGGAGUGUGAGCCUGGAAAUGGAGGUGAAAUAGUGUUGCCCAUUAUAACAGUGGACUCGCUAGACCCCCCCUCCAUCGCCACCCGCUACCCAGUAAUGCCCCCACCCCCCACCACUUACCGCCCCUUCCUCACCUUACUCGAAACCACCAAAGAGUCCCUCCCCUUGCCCAACAUCCGGCCCCCCUGCCCCUUGGACCAAGAGGACUGUGAGGAAAAUAUUGAGGUGUCGACGUACGGCUCGGGGGAGAUGACCGAGUCUGACGACGAGGAUUAUUACAAAAACUCCCCCCUGGUCACAGACAGGACCGUCCUCCCACCUCCCCCGGCUGUCGAGGGCCAAAGCCCCCAAGACCGCCAUUUCUCGCGCUUCCCUUACGACCACCGCUCACCCGUGUCCUCCACCCCCACGGCCGACCCCGACCAGCUCAGCCCUCGCGUCAAGGUGGCAGCUGGCGGCAGCAGCAGUAGCAACAACAUCCCAGCAGGAAAAAUGAACACCCGGGAUCAAGUGCUGCUGCCGCCAGCCCACCCCUCAUCAGACCCCGGCCACCGUAGAGUCCCUGGAAUAACCUACCCUCCCAAUUUCCCCCAUGUUCCCACUCCAGAUCCCACAUCUCCUGAGAGAGGCCUGCCGGGUGCCGUGGAGGUGCAGCAGUCGAGCAGCACCACGGGGAUGGUGGUCGGCAUCGUAGCGGCCGCCGCCCUCUGUAUCCUCAUCCUGCUCUAUGCCAUGUACAAGUACCGCAACCGCGACGAGGGCUCCUACCAGGUGGACCAAAGCCGCAACUAUAUCAGCAACUCGGCCACACAGAGCAAUGGGACGCUGGUGAAGGAGAAGGCGCCGAGCGCCGGCAAGACGGUCCCCAAGAACAAGAAGAACAAAGACAAGGAGUAUUACGUCUGAGGGGAGUGCCUCCAUGACACACAGAGGCAGGCCGCGUUUGAGAGAGCGAGAGGGAAAGAGGCGGGAAAGGGCAGACAUUGGAAAAGCUGAGCCCGACCUUACAGAGGCAGACUAACUUGUUUGGACCUCACGUCUCAACACCUUCCCGUGCCAACAAGCAAAUCAUGACCUGCUGAUCAGGUUGCAGUACUGUAAAGAAGCACCCUCAGUAUUUGCGCCACCCAUCAGAAACCACCGACAGUAUCCAACGCCGCCAUCUUGGGGAGGUGCCGUCGUCCUCGGCCAUUUCUCGCUCUCUCUCGCUCUCUCUCGCUUGCUCGCUCUUGUGGCUCUCUCGCCAUGUCAGCUGAUGAACUCUGCCGUGUUUCAAGCAUGUAGUAUUCAUCGACGACAAAGACACAAAUGUUUUUUCUUUCCGUGGAAUUCAGAGAAACUUUAAAACAUAAAAAAAUUAAAAAAACGUAGCAAUUUAUGUGAAAUACUACCACCAACCGCUCCGGUCUAACAGAUGCUGACUGUCAGGCGUCGGGGCCAAACCGUCCUCGGUCGUCUCUGUCAUGUGUUUCUGGUGCUCGGAGGUUGGGCCGGCAGAGAAACUCUCCCUGCAGCUACAACCAGAAAAAAAGCUCCAGCCAAGCAGAGGAACUCUGUUCUUUAUGACGCUAAAUAUAUGUAUAGACAGUGACCUACAUUGCUGGGAAAUGGAGAGUUUGCCAAUGCAGUGUAGCUAGCACACACCUUUUUUCGACGUCAGCACCGUUGGAAGAGUAAGGCCUUUGUGACUGUCUUCGCUCUGAGAAAUGAGAGACUUUUAAUGGGAAUUCUAGGGGUUCUUCUAGCUGGGGCUCCACUGUGGAAAGUGAGGCUCAAAGGGCCUCUGUGGAGCCUGGCUGCAGGACCAGUGGCAGCGAUACACGUAUAUACACAGGAAGACAGAAAGAACGCUAGUGUUCCAAUUUUCUUGGCUCUAUUAAAAGAAAAAAAACUGUACCAUGAUAAGAAAAAAAAAUGCCGAAAAAGUUUGUGAAAUGUCUAAAUAUUUGCCAUCACGAGAAACGUGUCCCCAAACACCCCAGUCCACCCCCGGCAGUCAUUCCUGCUGAAAAAUGUCCACAUUCCUGAGCAAUGGCAAAAAUAUUUUGUUUGUCAUCGUUUUUAUUUUGGUAAAUUGCCCGUUGUAUUCAUUUUUUCUAUGUUUACUUUUUCAUCUCGCUCGCUCCUUUUCUCUCUGUAUGGCAGAUUCUGUGUCCCUUCAUCCAUCCUACUAUUUUUUCAUUCGAGCAAGGGUGUCCAAAGUCUGUCCAUAAUUGAAGAAUGCAGGAGGUCCACUUUGAUACAUUUUGUACAUGAAAGAUGCUAAAAACAAUCCAUUGUAGGUCAAUAUUUGCUAAGCUAUCCGGACAAAAUAUUUUAGCUUUGUGUUAUAGGCGAUAAAGCAAUUUAGUGUAAUUUCCAAAAGUAUAUCUCAUUAAUCACAACUUUAAUUUCAUUUUUACAAUAUGCCGGAUGGUCCAUAAAAAAAUGAGCUGUGGGCCAAAAAUGGUCGUCCAGUCGCACUUUGGACACCUUUGCUUAAUUGCUAUUUCCGUGUGUGUUACUCCAUCACUCUGCUGCCACAUUUUUGUGUUUUGUUUCUCAUUAUGCACCCCUCCCCCACCAUCACCCUGGCAUACACCUCCCAGUAUCUCCCUGUUCUUUCUAAAUGUUAUUGUAAAGUGUUCCAGUGAGAUGACUCUAAAUAUGUGUACAUUAACAGAGGGAAUACACUUGGUUAUAUAACUUCUUA